GUAUACCGCAGUGGAUCUGCAAGUGGCGCACCCUCCGAUUACUCGGCCUCGGGGUGUUGACUGCCUCACACCACCACCACAACCACCAUCCCCUCCCAUCCAUACCCCAGCAACGCCAGACACCUUAACCAACCCUCCCACAGUAAAACACCCUGGGUGACCCCUCCAUAUUAAGACGACCCCAGCAGAGUGAUGCGGUAGCCAGAGUCACCAGCCGUUGGGACACGGGCUUCCUAAACAGCUGAUGGAGGUGAGGAAGAGUUGUCAGUGGCCCGCGUCCAUCCUCUCCACUACCGUCAGUUUUUACCCACAAAUUGCUUUGUUCGAGCUAUGAAAUUGAAGGAGGGGGAAAUGGAUGAGCACUUGCGUCAGCCAUAUGAGGGCCAGUUGAUCAAAUUUACCAAUGUUGUCAAGGGCUGGCAGGCACGGUGGUUUAUUCUUAAUCCUGAAGUUGGAACCCUGGAGUAUUACCUGAGUGAGAGUGACAAACAUGAGAGAGCUCGUGGCAGCAUCCAGUUGGCAGGGGCUGUUAUUUCUCCAAGUGAUGAAGAUUCGUAUACAUUUACUGUAUCUCCUGCUGCAGGAGAAUCUUAUAAGCUACGAGCCACUGACACCAGGGACCGGCAGAUGUGGCUUAAUCGACUAAGAGUUGUGGCUGAAAUGCAUACACGAGCGAUAGCACAUAAUCACCCACCCCUAGCCCCGCGUGAGCACCGCACACCAGGGAGCAGCAAUGCUGGCAGCACAAACCAGGCUGCAUCACCUCCACCCAUGGGAUUGGCAGUUUUGGAUGCCUUCACACAGGUAGCUGAGGUGCUGGAGGAAGCUCGCAGACAACACUCGGCACUUGUAACAGCCAUAGAGGAUAUGCCUUCUUAUGGUUCUGGGAUGCGGUGCACAGAACCUAAUCUCCUCCUGUUGAAAGCCACAAGUCAAGCCACACUGCUGUGUCUUGACCAGUGUCUUGGCGUGUUGCGGACACAGCACAUGUCUGCUCCUCACCAUCAACCAUCACCUCCAGUCACCAGUGUCAAGGUGGGGAGCCUUGGGGGUCGCAGUUCCCCUCGAUGCUCUCCCCUCUUGGGACGUUCACCACGUUUCCACCGGCGCACGGCUUCGGAUGCAUCCUCUGCAUUUCUUCAACGACGACGCUCAUCUCCUACUCCUACACGUCUUGGAUCACCGUCUUUGCGCUCCACGUCUCCUUCUCUGCGUGCACGAACAGCUCCUCACUCGCCCACUCCUGGCACAACUCAGGGUGUCAGUGGGACUCUUACAUCCAGUCUCACUGGUCAACCAUCAAUGCCUCUUCCUUGCUCUCUGCCUGCGGAUAUUCAAGGAACUGGCAAUUCUCGCUCCUCCUCUGUUACAUCGGUUACUCCAAUAUCAACUCCUACUCCACCUCCAAUACAAUCAAGAGCAGGAACAAGUGAAAAUGAAUCUGAGAUUAGUGAUGAAGAGCGGCCAGAUGGCGAUGGUGAGCUUGGUGAAGUUGGAGACGGUCAACGGUCGGUAAUAAUGCAUAUUAUAUCCCAGCUGCGGCUAGGGAUGGACCUCACUCGUGUUACAUUACCCACAUUUAUUUUGGAGCGGCGCUCUCUUCUAGAAAUGUUUGCAGAUUUUCUUGGACACCCUGAUUACUUUGUCAGAAUUGGUGAAGCUAACAGCCCAGAAGAGCGUAUACAGCAAGUUGUGAAGUGGUAUUUAACUAGUAUUCAUGUUGGCCGAAAUGGAUCUGUGGCCAAGAAGCCAUACAACCCCAUUAUUGGAGAAGUAUUCCACUGUAGCUGGCGUAUUCCCCGCAUCUCGGAUUCUGCAUCGGAAAGCACCGAAACAUCCGAUUCUAAAUCAGCAGAGGGUAAAAAGAACUCCUCCUACAUCACUAUCAAAUUCUCUGCUGAACAAGUCUCCCACCAUCCUCCAGUGUCAGCUUUCUACUUUGAAUGUCCAGAGAAGCAGCUUAGUAUCAAUGCCCACAUCUGGACCAAGUCAAAAUUUAUGGGCAUGUCUGUUGGUGUUAAUCUGGUUGGCGACAUAACGCUUAUAAUAGGGAGCGUUCAGGAGAGUUACAGUUUGGCCAUGCCAUCUGCGUAUGCUCGCAGCAUUCUUACAGAACCCUGGGUAGAGCUAGGGGGUCGUGUCAACAUUUCUUCACCAGAAACUGGCUGUCAGGCUGUUAUUGUCUUCCAUACAAAGCCGUUCUAUGGAGGGAAGCUGCAUAGAGUUACAGCAGAAGUGAAAAAUGCUGUUGGAACAACACUUACUAGAGUACAAGGAGAGUGGGAUUCUGUAUUAGAGUUUGCCUAUGCUGAUGGAACUGAAGAGAUUAUAAAUGUGAAUGACAUACCAAUGGUAUGUGUGAAGCGUUUGCGGCCAAUAACCCAGCAGGCUCCUAAUGAGUCACGACGCUUGUGGCUUGAUGUGAGUGUGGCAUUGGCUCGUGGAGAUGUAGAGACUGCAACAAGUCACAAGAGAGCUCUGGAGGAACAGCAACGAAAAGAUGAACGUGAACGUGCAUCUCGAAAUGCAGAAUUUCCUACUCAACUCUUCAGCUCUCCUUUUGCAGACCACUGGGUUUAUAACCAUCUCCCUGCUUAUGCAUUUACUUCUUGUUCUAGUACAACUCAAAUUCAGUAGGGAAAUAUUCUGUAGUUAUAAUUUAUACUCUUACUCUGUAAACACACACACAUUAUAUAUAUCUAUACACACACAAUGCACAGUUAGCUUGACAGCUGAGUGGACAUCGCUCAGGAUUCGUAGUCCUGAGGUUCCAGGUUCGAUCCCCAGUGGAGGCGGAAA
This is a messenger RNA of Procambarus clarkii (red swamp crayfish), 2799 nucleotides long. Its product is annotated as oxysterol-binding protein-related protein 11. NCBI's taxonomy places the organism in Eukaryota, Metazoa, Arthropoda, Malacostraca, Decapoda, Cambaridae. The record is from RefSeq and is a predicted model, not a curated record. Gene Ontology annotation, molecular function: sterol binding. Gene Ontology annotation, cellular component: cytosol; intracellular membrane-bounded organelle; membrane.